This is a messenger RNA of Serpula lacrymans var. lacrymans S7.9, 863 nucleotides long. RefSeq lists its product as uncharacterized. NCBI's taxonomy places the organism in Eukaryota, Fungi, Basidiomycota, Agaricomycetes, Boletales, Serpulaceae. Bases 43 to 285 code for a protein of 80 amino acids. The transcript is spliced from 3 exons. The record is from RefSeq and is a predicted model, not a curated record.
CCACAUGCGACUUACGACUCUCAGAUUCAAAGAUUUUGGGAAAUGCUUGAAGAGCAUAAGAAAGAACUUAAAGAAUUCAAGAAGGAUUCAGAUGCUGAGAAAAAAGCGUUCAAGCAAGAAAUGAAACAGCUAGAGUCCGGAAUCCAGAGGAUCAACAAUAUGAUGAUAGAGGAGCGAGAGCAAGAAAGUAAAACGCUGGAUGUCGAGUUAGGGGAAUAUAGGGGGGAAAUGAAAAGGGUGAUGGCUGAAAUGCAGCAGCUGAGCAAUGCAGUGGAGAAGGAGUGACAGGAAGGAGUUGCUGAGAGGAAGCGGGUGCGAGAGAUGUUGGAUGCCAUGGUGGAUAAGGAGACGUUAGACGCAUUCAGGAAUAAACUUGAGUGGCACGGUGCCGCCAUCCAGGACCUCCAGCAAUGGGCUUUGGGACAGGAUGCAGAAUAUUUUGAUCGUAUCAGAACACGCCGUUUGUUCACUGUAGCGCAAGAAAAGUUGGCAUUACAAGCAGGUCUGGCCACAGAUGCAGCAGGAGCUUAGUUUUGGAGAUACACUUGGGCCGCAGAAUGAACUCCACACGAGGCUCGAGAAAGCCAAGUCCCUCCUUUCGGCACCAACAGUCCAGUUAGACGAAAGAACAAAGGUGUUCACCCUUUCUUCCGCUGGCAUGAAACUUGUUACAGAAGGUCCUUCUGCCAUUCGAACACAUGGAGAUUCUACUGCUUACCCGAGGAACAUAAUUCGUGAAGUAUUUCAACAAACAGCCGAUCGGCAGGCCGUUGUUGAUUUUGUUUGUGAUAAUUAGCUUUCUCACAUUGUCCCCAUCUGUUUCCGUACAUGCACACUUCUUAUGGUACAGUAUGAUUAUAGCU